This is a messenger RNA of Notothenia coriiceps (black rockcod), 2472 nucleotides long. RefSeq lists its product as uncharacterized. NCBI's taxonomy places the organism in Eukaryota, Metazoa, Chordata, Actinopteri, Perciformes, Nototheniidae. The transcript is spliced from 4 exons. Bases 246 to 962 code for a protein of 238 amino acids. Gene Ontology annotation, cellular component: plasma membrane. Gene Ontology annotation, biological process: cytokine-mediated signaling pathway. The record is from RefSeq and is a predicted model, not a curated record. Gene Ontology annotation, molecular function: interferon receptor activity; protein binding.
GCCAAGAAUUUCCCAUUCGGUGCACCCCUAGUGACAAUGCAGAAUUGUAAAGUUGAAUGUGCAUUGAAGUGGACAAUUGAGCGCAAUGAGCUGCAUAUCAUGUUUUAGUGUUUUUAAUCUGUUCAUCAGUAAGUUAAUCUUAAUAAAAUGUGAAUGCAUGAUAUAUAAUAAUGAUGGGUUUGAGAAACUUCCCCCACCCCCUCACUGACAUCCACGCACAAUGCAGACUUUGUGUUUGACUGCUAAUGAAAUGCACUCUCCUCUCUGCUGUGCCCCAGGCCCUCAGAAGCCACUCUCUAAGCAGCAAGAAAAGAGUGGUGACGCUGUCCAACCUGCAGGCCUGGACCUGGUACUGUGUGCGGGUCCAGUCACGCUACGACUUCUACAACAAGAGCAGCAGCUUCACCCCCCCACUCUGCACGCAGACUGAAGGAACCGUCCCGUGGUGGGAAAUAGUUUUGUACUUCCUGCUCUCUCUGGUGAUCUGUUUCUUGGUCGUGCUGCUCUUCAUCUACGGCUUCUAUCGGUGCUUCAAGAAAUUGAAGGCGACGUUUUACCCCUCCGUCCAGCUGCCUACCCCCUUCCAGUAUCUCUGUGACUCCUCUGGUUCUGACAUUCCUCGCCUCCUCCCCGAGUUCGACUCGGAGCUGUUGUGUGAUAAAGUGACGGUCUGCCCAGCCCCCCCACUUCUUGAGAUCCAUAGCCCGCCCCCCGAGUUCCUGCCCGAGCCAACGGGCCUGGAGCCAGACAGCAGCAGCAAACACAGUCGCAGCAGCAGUGGCAGCGGAGACUCCGGCAUGUACUCCACCGGGGGGGGCAGCUCCAACCUGCGGCAGCAGCACUACGGCCAGGACUCUCAGGGGCCCCUGGACUCGGAGCAGGUGAAGAUGCAGGACAUGGCUCCAGGGCUCAAGACACACCUCCUGGCUGCAGACGAGGGCAUCGUAGACAUGUGUGUGUGAGGAGGCACACACAAAGACGCUUCUUUUUACAAAAGCAUUAAGCAGAGAUAUUCAGUAGGAUGAAGGUUUGUGGAAAUGUGCAGCGUGCCUUCUCUCUGUCUGUCAGUGUGAAAAAAGAAAAGGAAAAAAGACUAAGAAAACAAAAGAUGAGUGACAGACUCAGGAGGAAGGACGUUUUUUUCACUGUUGAUACGUCUAUCUUCACAGAUCUUCAGAUCUACCUACUUGUUAGCGCCAACCAGAACUACUGCUCUGUGCUUAUUUUAAUAUUUUGUACAUUUCCUUUGUACAGCCUGUCCUCACCUUCAUGCUAUGAUUUGAGUUGUUUUUCAAAUCAUGUUUAUAUCUAUUACUUUCCUAUCGCUUUUAUGACUUAACAUAAGUAGCUUAUAGGUGCUAAUAAGAUAGCAUUAAUUAAAAUAAGCAGAAAAGUGGAAGUGGGACACUUUGUAUGGAGUCUUCUCACAAAAUAUGAUGACAUUAAUGCGAUGGAGAAAAUAAUAACAAAUAGCUGUAGAGUAAUGCUAAACAGCCCCACAGCUCCACAGCUCCACAGCGCCACAGCUCCACAGGCAGUGCUGGUCCCUGCCAGGGAAGAAGAAGGCCUGCAGACAUGGCGUCUCAAACAGCUUCCUCUGGGGACAAACUUUAGCCACUUUUGUUUUAUGUGUGUUAAACAAAAGAAACAAUGAGUUAGGAAACAUAUUUCUGGUGUUUGUUUGUUUUUUAUUUCUUCACACAAUCAGUAAAGUAAUUUAACCAGAUUUUAUACACAGAUAAAAGAUUAAUAACGACUCAUCUUAAAGUAACCUUUUCUUAUGUGAACUGUGUGAGGGAAGCUUGUAAUUAUAACUCAAGCUUUGGAAUCCAUGUAUGAUUCUUAUAGAAUCUUUGUACUAUACUCGUUUAAUUUGUUCAUAUUUAAUUUGUAUCAAAUCUUUUAUUUCUCAUUGGAGCUUUCUGCCUCUGUUCACACAUUUAUUUUUAAGUCUUAAGGAAGAGAACACAUCCAUACAGUCUGUAUGUUUUCCAUUACAUGUGUAUCUGUGUCCACAAAGACAGAAAGAAGCAAACAAGUUGUAAAUGUUGUGUACAGUUUAUUAAACAAGUUCCAUAACUUUGAUUUGCUUUAGGACAACACAUUUUCCUGGAUCUGCAGUGCUAAAGUAAGAUGUACUGGUGACAUUCAGAGGCAGCAAGUUUUGUAAGGAAACAAAACAAACUUCCUUGAAUUCCAGUUUGGAAAAACAGCCUUGCGAUUUCAUUUCCCGGUGCUUGACACAGUGACUUCAUACCUUCUUGCAAUUUCCAAUCUGCAUUACUUCAUCAUCUUGCCCCUUGCUGUCUGUUGUAACCUGAAAUUGUAUGUAAGCAUAAUGUCCGUUAGUUAAGAAAGUGGUGAUGUUAGUGUACGUCUCGUCCACCAUCCAUCCUCUAUAGCCCUGUGUUAAUGGACAAUCAUGAAAAUGAAAUAAAUCCCCUCCAAUACCAAACAUUGGUGUCAAAGUGA